CACCCUUCUGGGCAAAGUAGCACCGUGGUCUCCACUACAUCUGCUCGUCUUCCAGCUACCCCUCGCCGUGGGUUAAUCCAAGUCACCACACAAAGAGUUGUGCAACAUCCUCAGUUGCCGAAGCCGGAUCCCAGCCGGCCUGCCAUGCUCCCUGCUUCCAGUCCACCUUGCCCCCGUCUUGGAAGCACCUGCCACCAGCUCUUGCCCAACAAGACCUUUCUGCACUGGGGGGAACUUGAGCAGACCCUGAGUUUUGCCUGGGCACUGCACGUCUACGGGGCUGGAGUCCUUUGUCUCCUGCUAAGCCUGUUGAGCUUGGCAUGCCUGGGGGUAUCCUUUUCUUUGCACAGGUCACAGCUCCCCUAUGUCUUGGCUUCCAGUGGCCUGCUCCUGGUGUUUGGCGUCCUGCGGGCCACGUUCUUCCUGGCUGACCCCUAUGGCUCUCUAGGUCGGCUGCCUGCCCGUGCUCUGCGACUGCUAUACACUGCCCCUUUCCCUCUGCUGAUGAGCACCUUCACGAUGCUUCUGCUCCGCCUGGUUCAUCAGGCCCGGCUGCAGAUCUUGCCCCCCAGAUGGCAGAGCUUGCCAUUUUGGGCUGCGCUGAGCUCCCUACACAGCAUCGUUCUCUUGGGGGCUGACUUGUUGUCCCCUCCCAUGCACUCAGCUGUGUCUGUGGGACUCCACACCCUUUCCUGUACUGCCAGUCUCUGUCUCCUGCCAGCCACCGUGUUUGUGUACUGGCUACUGCGGCACAGCCGGGGGAUGGAGGGUACCCUGGAGCCAGGCAUAUGGCGGGAAGCCUGGGUGUUAUUGGCAAGCAGUGGGUUGGUUCUGCCAUGCUGUGUCCUGCAGUUCUAUGGGGUACUGUGGCUCUCAGGGGCAUUGGGACAGCCGGACAUUUUCACCUGGGGCUGGUGGUUUGUGCAAUUCUGGUUCCGGAUUGGCGAACUGGCACUCUCCUUUAUCCUGGUCUCGCUGGCUUGGCAGGCACUUUGCCAGCAUCACGACACCACUGAGCAUUCUUGCUGGGCCAAGCUCCUGAGCUACUUCUGCGCCUACCGCAAGGCUGAGGUGCCAGAGUACCCCAACAAUUGCUACGACUGGCCUGGCGUGGUCCUGGAGAAGAUACCCAGUCACAACCUCAAUAAUAACUUGAUCCGGAACUCCUCAGCUGGUGGGCUACUCUGGGCACUCAAGGACAGCAAUGACCUGCGAGCAGGACCCGGGCAAGGUGCUAGCCCCUCUCCCAGGGGUGCGGGCUACAGCCCCAAAUGCCCCAAUGUGGCUGUGGCAGCAGCAAUGGGCCGCUCUUACACCAGCAUCUGUUUUGAGCGGGAGUCAGUCCUCUCAUUGGCAGACCUGGAGUUCCGCCCACCCUCGCCCAUCAACCUGAGCCGCAGCAUCGACGAAGCGCUCUUCCGCGAGCACUUGGUGCGCGAUUCCAUAUUCCUGCGCUCUAGCCUGCGUUUCCCGGCACGCCAGGACUCCUGUGCCUCGCUGCGUGGUGACUGCUCCACGCUCUCACAUGCAGCCCAGCCCCUGCUGGCCCACCCCCGUCGAAGCAGCGAUCCCGAUUGCCUGUAUAGCUUAGCGCGGACCAGCUCAGUGGGCGAUCUCGUCGGCCGAGGCCUGGCCAGUGAGCCCGCCACAGACACAUCCCUGGGCAGCUUCUCGCGCACCUCCUUCUCCCGAGCAUCCCUGAAAAUCAGCUGGAACCCCUGGCGCCAUGGGGUGUCCUCUCCCGAAAGCCUGCCCUCAGAGGAGCUGCCCAACCAACAGACCCAGGCGCAGGCAGAGGAUCUCCCGCUGGCGCCACCCAGCAGCGCGCCAAACUCCGAACGGGAGGCCCGGAAGAGCUUUCUGGCACUCAGCAAACAAGUGGAUUCCCGCAGCCUCUCAAGUGACACUAUUGAAUUGUAAGAUGGGACGGGAGCUAAAAACCUGUCCACUAUCAGGAAUGAGAAGCUUGGGUAUGGGGCUCAGAGCAAUUUUAUUCCUUUUUUAAAAGCUGAGGAGCUUUCUGCAGCCCCAACCAUUUGUGAAAUGGACCCACAGAAGGUGCCAAGCCUCCCUUGUAGUGUCCACCACGUAAUAAUGAGUAAAAGCACACCCUAUGCUUGCCGGCCUCUCAGUUUUAAGAGCUGUACUGUAGCAACAGGCAGAUCCCCGGAAACUGUGCAGCAUGAAUGCUGAAGGAAGACAUAGUUUGUUUCCGGCAUUGAGGCCCGAGAAAGGUGCGCUUGGAGAGAAGGCAGAGUGGGGCAAAGAAGCAUUGAGCAAGGGGAUGAGGGGUGGGCCUAGGGGAGCUUUGCAUGGUGAACACCCCCCCCCCCACCUUAGGACACUAUUGCAUAAACCAGCGAUCCUCAACCUCAUCCACUUUUAAGAUAUAGGUAGUCCUUGACUUACAACAGUUCAUUUAGUAACCAAAGUUACAGUGGCACUGAAAUAAGUGAGUUAUGACCGUUUUUCACACCGCAGCAUCUUUGCAGUCAUGCGAUGAAAAUUUGGGCGGUUGGCCACUGGUUCGUAUUUAUGACGGCUGCAGUAUCCCGGGAUCACCUGACUCCCCCUUUUGCGACCUUCUUGAAAAGCAAAGUCAACAGGGAAGCCUGACUCACUUAACAACCACGUUCCUAACGUAACCACUGCGGUGAUUCGUUUAAACCCCCCGUGGAAGCGGUCAAGAAAGGUUGUAAAAUGGGGCAAAACUCACUGGACAAAUGUCUUGCUUAACAAACGGCAAUUUUGGGCUCGAUUGUGGUCAUAAAUCGAGAACUACCUGUGUUGGCCUGCUAGCUGGAGAAUUCUGAGAGUUGAAUUUCAUGCGUAGAAGAUGGUGAUAACACAGCAGCAAGGCUGGGAGGGAAUUUGACCCCAGUCCGUGUGGUGCCAAUGCAGCGGUGAUAAUCCUGAGCUCAUUUGGCAACAGUCGAAUAAGAAAAUGUCUUCAGGUGGAGCUCCAUAACAGGCAAUUUGUCUUGUGAAUCAUAGAACUGGCUGAGGUUUCUGGUUCAGUAUCUGUAGUUCAAAGGGCGGUGAUUAAUUCCACUGCUUCACCUUUUUUUUUUGAAAAGCUCCUUUGUAAAUCAAAAGAUUGGGGCAGAAAAUGUGAACUUCAGAAUAAUCAAUCUCUCCUUGGCUACCAAAAUAGGUGCGACCUUUCCCCGUUCAGUUGCACAGAUGCAGAUAUGAAUGUCUAGAUCCGAGAUGGCGAACCUAUGGCAUGCGCAGCCAUUUUUAAGGGCAUGCAAAGCGUUGCCCUAUCAGCUCCAGCGUGCUGGCCAGCUGAUAUUCAUCCUUAAUUUUUGGCCAUUUUUCGCCCUCCGGAGGCUUCCCUCCGGAGGGCAAAACUUCUGGUAACGGGAACGAACUGCCUGUUUGCGCGUUGGGCUGUUCUUCGCCCUCCAGAGUCUUCAAGGAAGUCUCCGUAGAGUGAAAAACCACCCAACGCGCAAACCGGAAGUUA
Messenger RNA from Thamnophis sirtalis, 3469 nucleotides. NCBI's taxonomy places the organism in Eukaryota, Metazoa, Chordata, Lepidosauria, Squamata, Natricidae. The record is from RefSeq and is a predicted model, not a curated record.